This is a messenger RNA of Colletotrichum phormii, 2883 nucleotides long. RefSeq lists its product as uncharacterized. NCBI's taxonomy places the organism in Eukaryota, Fungi, Ascomycota, Sordariomycetes, Glomerellales, Glomerellaceae. The transcript is spliced from 6 exons. Bases 1 to 2883 code for a protein of 960 amino acids. The record is from RefSeq and is a predicted model, not a curated record.
AUGUUUGAAAAAGCUAUUGUGACGUUUUCGUCACCCAAAGACGCCGAGGCCUUGGACUUGGUCGGCGCAACCAUCUUGGUGGACGAGUCGGAUCCGAUCGGCAUUCACAUCGCAGCGCAGAACCUCGCGCAGGACUUUGGUCGGGUCACCCAGUCGGAACAGAGCACAGUUCAGGUCGUUCAAGGGACCCAAGUCGAUGCCGCCUUAGGAUCUGCCGCUGCCAUUAUCAUCGGAUCAAUCGAGUCAAGUUCUAUUCUCCAGCGGCUGGAUCAAGAAGGGAAGCUCAACUUUGACGAGAUUCGAGGGAAAUGGGAGUCCUUCAGCACUUGUGUAAUCGAAGAACCCUUGCCGGGCUUGCAGAAAGCCCUCGUCAUUGCCGGGAGCGACAAGCGAGGGGCGAUAUUCGGCGCCUACACUCUCUCUGAGCAAAUCGGAGUCUCUCCUUGGUAUUACUGGGCUGAUGUUCCUCCCAAACAUCAUGAAGCUAUCUACACAAUACUACAGCCGACUUGUCAUGGUGAACCGAGCAUUCGCUUCCGCGGCAUCUUCAUCAACGAUGAAGCUCCUGCCCUCACGGGCUGGGUGAGGGCCAACUUCGGGGGCUACAACUCUGAAUUCUACAAGAAGGUCUUUGAACUGCUACUGAGGCUCAAGGCCAACUUCCUCUGGCCGGCAAUGUGGCCAGGCUACCCCAACCCGGGCGCCUCAUUCUUCACAGACGACCCCCUGAACCCCAAGCUCGCCGAAGACUACGGCAUCGCCGUCUCCACGUCCCACCACGAGCCCAUGCAGAGAAUGUCCAACGAGUGGUUCGCAGAUAACCCGGACGGCAGCUGGAACUGGCUCACCAACAAGGAGAAGAUCACCGGCUUCUUUGAUGAGGGCGUCAAGAGGGCAAAGGGCCGCGAGUCGUACUUCACCCUUGGCAUGCGCGGCGAGUAUGACCGGAGGAUGAAGACGGAUGAUCCGGCUGCUGUUGUAAGGGAUGUUAUCAAGACGCAGCGGGCUCUUAUCAAACAGGUUCAUGGGAGAGAAGAUGCUGUUCCUCAGCUCUUGGCCCUGUAUAAGGAGGUGCAAGAGCAGUACGAGGAGGGUAGUCUUGAUGUGCCUGAUGAUGUGACUCUUCUGUUCGCCGAUGACAACUUUGGCAGUAUCAGGCGCCUGCCAUCUGGAGCAGAAAGGGAUAGAAAAGGGGGUGCAGGGAUAUACUACCACUUCGAGUAUGUGGGAGUUCCACGAAGCUACAAGUGGAUCAACAGUAACUCUCUGGGGAAAACCUGGCAUCAGCUACAAGAAGCACACAAACGUAACGCGAAGCAAAUCUGGGUCUUCAACGUUGGUGACAUCAAGCCGAUGGAAGUACCGCUCACUUUUGCAAUGACGUUGGCCUGGGACAUCAACUCUAUCGGCGCCGACGACUUCGCAAACUUCUAUCAGACAAUGGCAGAGACAAAUUUUGGGAAGGACCAAUCCGACCAGAUCGCAUCGUUGUGGCAAAGAUACGAUCGACUCUCGGCACUACGAAGACACGAACACAUUGAACCGACGACUUUUUCCUUGAUCCACUACAACGAGGCAGAAGACGUCGUACACCGCUGGGAGUCACUCCUUCGAUCAGCCGAGGAGAUCUACAACCAGACCCCAGAGGCUCAAAAGGCAGCCAUCUUCGAAACCGUCCUUCACCCAGUCAAGGCCUCGACAAUCUUUACUAAACUCCAAGUGACCCUAGGCCGGAACAGACUCUACGCCCGCCAGCGCCGCAACGUCGCCAACAAGCUCGCCCGCGAGGUUCUCGACCUCUUUGAUGCAGACUACGCCCUCUCGGAGGAGUUCCACGUUCUGUUGGACGGUAAGUGGGACCAGAUCAUGAGCCAGACACACUACGGCUACGAAGAGACGUGGCACGCGCCGUACCGCGACAUGAUAGGCGGCCUGUGCUACGUCCAGCGUCGGCAGCGUUCGAAUCCAGUUAUGGGGCAAAUGGGAAUCGCUGUUGAAGGCCAUGAGGGCGUUCGUCCAGGCAGGACGAAUGAGGAGUCUGAUCGAACACACCCUAGCCGGCGGGACUUGGUUCCCGGGGUAACUUUGAGGCUGAUGAGUCGCUAUGGACCGUUUAAGAGGUGGUUUGAUAUCUACAGUCGGGGACCUCAGGUGACGCAUUGGAGAGCUGCGGUUCCAUAUGACUGGGUCAAGCUCUCGAUGUCGUCUGGCACGCUUGAUCCUGAUGGAGAUGAUGCGCGGAUUGAUGUCACAGUCGAUUGGGAUCAGGUGCCAGAUGACUUCGACCAGCAGAUUUUGAUCGAUAUCAGAUCCAGAGAGGGCGACUUUGAGCAGUUACAUCUACCUAUCACUGGCAGACGCAUUCCCAAAUUGUUCAGAGAAGGCUUUGUCGAAAGCGACGGGUACAUCUCCAUCCCUGCGGCGCAUCGUCCUCCACAAGAUCUCAAAGCACUGCCGGACUGCGGCAGGACCCCAGAGGGAGGGAUUUCCCUUGCCCCGGGAGCGGAGAGCGCGGAGCUCACGUACAAGUUUUACGCCUUCUCGCAGACAGCGAGCCCGUCUCUGUUAUUGUACUUCAACAUGACGCUCGACCUGGACCCGGCAGAUCCGAUGUCUUACGACUUGCAGGUUGACGAUGGACCUGUCCAGACCCAUCGACUGUCGCCCAAGACCAGCGACCUCCCCGAAGAAUGGUUCUAUGCCGUACAGGAUUGUUCUUGGUUGCGAAGGCAUGGUCUGGGCGAGAAUGGCUUCAGUGCUGGGGAGCAUAACGUGAGGAUUCGUCUUAAGCAUUCGAACUUGAUAUUGGAAAAGCUCGUGGUUGACCUUGGCGGCGUGCAAGAGACUUACGUUGGCCCGCCACCAAGUGUGUAUAUCUCCUAG